CUCAACGGGAGAGGUCGCGCGCUCGCGAAACCGUGUUCUAUUGUGUUUGGUGAUUUUUCUCAUAAUUACCCUAAAAUUAUUUAGUUUAGGCUCUAAUAUUUAUUCUCUUUAUUUGAGAAAAUUUUGACUCUCCCGUCUUGGUGUGGUGCGUACAGUUUUUCCGUUGGUAUUUUUUCGCCGGCUCUACAAGUGAAAAAAAAUGAGCUCUCGCUCUCCAUGCAUUCUAACCUCUCCAAGUGUUUUUGUAUACAACUGUGAGUGAAUAAUUCAUCAAUUUUGUUCGUGUUCGUCUUAUCGUUUGGUACGGAGUAAGUUUUUUGCAAUGGAAGAUGCCAUUUACGCUCUCUACAAGUGAUAAUCGUCCGCGGUUCUGGUCGCAAUUAUGGUGGGUGCGUUGGAGGUCAAAAUGUGCCCACGAUUGCCCAUGUUCAUUUUUCUCCUGAUGGAGAGCUCUCUGCUUGUUGCAAGCAGCAUGAUCACUACGAGGGUUAGUGAAAAAGACAGCCUCCCGCACCAUGGUCGCUGUGAACCCAUCACCAUCCCGUUUUGCAUGGAUAUUCCGUACAAUGAAACCAUUAUGCCCAAUAUUCUGAACCAUCAGAAGCAGGAUGAUGCAGGUUACGAAGUCCACCAAUUCUUCCCAUUGGUGAAGAUCAAGUGUAGCCGGGAUCUUCAGUUUUUCCUGUGCUCGGUUUAUGUUCCUGUUUGCACAAUUUUGGAGAAUCCAAUUCCUCCGUGUAGGUCGCUGUGUCUUUCAGCCAAAAAUGGAUGUGAAGAUCUGAUGAAGAAAUUUGGGUAUCCUUGGCCCGAAGAGUUGGAGUGUUCCAAGUUUCCAGUUGCCGGAGGGUCGGAUAUUUGUGUCGGUGAGAAUCAAACAUCAAGCUCCGGGGCCCCAUCCUCUGGUAAAAGUCCGAAUGGUCAUAAUACUCAGUUAUCUUUGGGUAGCGGUUAUUAUCCAGAAAGCGGUUAUUUACCUGGGUCUGCCGGAAGACCCAUUGGUGAUCAUGGUUCGAGUUAUCCUAUAAUUCCCAAAGAAGCCAAAAAUAUUGGUUUUGUGUGUCCACCCCCUUUUAAAGUCACGGAAGGCUACAAGUAUUCCCUCAAAGUUGGGGACAAAGUUGAAAAAGAUUGUGGAGCCCCGUGUGAUGGCAUGUUUUUCUCUGACAAGCAGAAAAAAUUUGUGCGGUUAUGGGUCGGUGUCUGGUCACUAUUGUGUGCUGCGUCUUGUUUGUUCACGGUUUUAACCUUCAUGAUCGAUACUGAUAGAUUUCGUUACCCCGAAAGGCCCAUAAUAUUCCUCUCUGUGUGUUAUCUAAUGGUGUCUCUAGCCUACGUCGUUGGCUUCAUUGCGGAUGAUUCGAUAGCUUGUCAGAAGUUUGGUGUUGGUGAUAAUCAAAGAUCAGUUAUUACACAAGGCACUCGACACGAACUGUGCACCAUUACAUUCAUGGUUCUUUACUUCUUCAGCAUGGCCUCCUCAAUAUGGUGGGUCAUCUUAACGCUUACAUGGUUCCUUGCCGCUGGAUUAAAAUGGGGCCAUGAAGCUAUCGAAGCCAACUCUCAGUAUUUCCACCUAGCCGCGUGGGCUGUACCUGCCAUUCAGACCAUCACGAUACUCGCAAUGCGCAAAGUUGAAGGGGACGUGCUGACGGGGGUCUGCUUCGUGGGGAUGUGGAACCCGGAGAGUCUGCGGGGCUUCGUGCUGAUCCCGUUGUUCGUGUACCUGGUGCUGGGGACGGUGUUCCUGCUGGCCGGCUUCGUCUCCCUCUUCCGGAUCCGGACGGUGAUGAAGCACGACGGGACGAAGACGGACAAGCUGGAGAAGCUCAUGAUCCGGAUCGGGGUGUUCAGCGUGUGCUACACGGUCCCCGCGCUCAUCGUCAUCGCGUGCCUCUUCUACGAGCAGGCCUACCUGGACCACUGGAUGCUCACCUGGAACCAGGAGGUGUGCCUCACCCACAUGGCCGUCCCGUGCCCGGUCGGCGAGCGCGCCAAGGACCUCGGCCGCAAGCCCGACCUCGAGAUCUUCAUGGUCAAGUACAUCAACCUCCUCAUCGUCGGCAUCGCCUCCAGCUUCUGGAUCUGGUCCGGCAAGACCUUCACCUCCUGGAAGGAGUUCUUCUACCACUUCCACGGCCGCAAGGUCCAGGCCUACGUCUAGCUACCCCGAGAGGCCCGAGACCCACCUCGAGUCUCGUCUCUUUAACCUACUUACCACCCUCCACGCAGGGCUCCUUAUUGGACUUGAUACACCAAGCUAUAGACAUAGCUAUAGACAAAGCUAUAGACAUAGCUAUA
Molecule: messenger RNA, 2298 nt
Organism: Bemisia tabaci
Lineage: Eukaryota; Metazoa; Arthropoda; Insecta; Hemiptera; Aleyrodidae
Gene: fz
Product: frizzled class receptor
Biological process (GO): non-canonical Wnt signaling pathway; canonical Wnt signaling pathway
Cellular component (GO): plasma membrane
Molecular function (GO): Wnt-protein binding; Wnt receptor activity
Source: RefSeq, a predicted model, not a curated record